AUGGCCUGGACACAAGUGCGCCAAGGCCAUUACCACUCCUUGAAGCCAUCGGAUUCCUAUUGGACCACCUUUUGGGAUGCCAUUUGCGGCGACGUUAUCAAUCUCCCGGAAGAUGUUGAGAGAGGCGCGCGUAUUGAGUUAGCCGGCUUAAACGAGAUCAAGCGCAUGCUUGACACCUGCAUCUUGAAAGCAUUGGACACUACUUUCGAAUGUGCCUUCGAACCGCCUCUUCCCCAUCUUCGUCCGUCAAUGCGGAUGAUGUCUGACAUGGUCAAUAAUACAUUUGCCGAGCUCGAUGACUCGCAAAAAGGCACGGUUGCUUAUGUAUACUAUGUUUCGCGAUGUCGCUCUCCAGCUCUAGCACCACAACAACAGAACAGGGCGAUGUAUUAUGCGCUGAUGUCAACGGGUUGGUUCGCCGCAGCUCUUAACAAGAAGUGUGAGAAGUAUGUUCGACCCCCGAUCCAGGAGCCGCCGAAAGCAAAACAAAAAGAAAUUCCAAUGCCUAGAGAUGGGAUCAGAAGACCAGCAAGGAGUGUCCCCGAAUCGAAAUUGACUACGUACAAGCUCGUGGUGCUCGGGGACGGUGGCGUCGGGAAGACAGCUUUGACUAUCCAGCUAUGUCUGAAUCACUUCGUCGAAACCUACGACCCGACCAUCGAGGACUCAUAUCCCAAGCAAGUGCAGAUUGAUCAACAGUCAUACCAGUGGAUACGAGACGGCGAGGGCUUCGUGCUGGUAUACAGCAUCUCGUCCCGGUCGUCCUUUGCCCGCGUUCAAGAUUUUCACCGGCAAAUCCAACGGGUCAAGGAAUCAUCACUAUCCGGAUCUCCAACAUACCCUAGCUCGCCGCUGAGUACAUCAUCGAAUGGGUCUGGUUUUGGCCUAGCGCCCAUCAUGCUGGUGGGCAACAAAUGCGACAGGGAGACAGAGCGCGAAGUGUCGACACAGGAAGGAAGUGCACUUGCCCGGGAGCUGGGAUGCAACUUUUUGGAGACUUCUGCGAAGAAUUGCGUGAAUGUUGAGAAGGCCUUUUACGACGUCGUCCGGCAGCUGAGGCGGCAACGACAACAGUAUCCGGCGGCAAACGAAGCGGCAUCAGCAAACAAUACCAACACAACGUCCAGGGACUAUUUUUCUUGCGUUAUUAUGUAGGGUCUGCGACAGCUCGUUGUUGUACAGAGUACGUGAGACGUGUCCACUUCACCGUCUUCCUUUGCAGGUAUUGGCCUCAAAUAUAGACUUGAUCCUCAUAC
This is a messenger RNA of Mytilinidion resinicola, 1256 nucleotides long. Its product is annotated as ras-domain-containing protein. The coding region runs from base 1 to 1155 and encodes 384 amino acids. Gene Ontology annotation, molecular function: GTP binding; GDP binding; GTPase activity. Gene Ontology annotation, cellular component: plasma membrane. Gene Ontology annotation, biological process: signal transduction. The record is from RefSeq and is a predicted model, not a curated record. Lineage: Eukaryota; Fungi; Ascomycota; Dothideomycetes; Mytilinidiales; Mytilinidiaceae. The transcript has 5 exons.